This is a messenger RNA of Elaeis guineensis (African oil palm), 384 nucleotides long. RefSeq names its product acyl carrier protein 1, mitochondrial-like. Gene Ontology annotation, biological process: fatty acid biosynthetic process. Gene Ontology annotation, cellular component: mitochondrion. Lineage: Eukaryota; Viridiplantae; Streptophyta; Magnoliopsida; Arecales; Arecaceae. Gene Ontology annotation, molecular function: acyl carrier activity; acyl binding. The record is from RefSeq and is a predicted model, not a curated record.
AUGGUGGUUGCAUUGAGACCGAUGGUACUUUGCCACAUCCGGAUCCCCAUCCAAACUGUAUCUCGAUCGAGGCCUCUUACAUGCCUCAAUCCACUCUCGACCUCGAUGAUCCAAUCCAUGUCCUCCCAUGGCGAUGACCAUCUCACCAAGGAGGAGGUCAUCAAGUGGGUCCUCGGCAUGGUCAAGAGCUUCCCUAAGAUUGAUCAUUCCAAGGUGAUACUAGAUGUCCAUUUCCAGAAGGAUCUGGGCCUGGAUAGCUUGGAUAAUGUGGAGAUCGUGAUGGCUUCGGAGGAGUUUAAGCUGAAGAUCCGAGACAAGGAAGCAGACAAGAUCGAUUCGCACAGCCUGACCAUCAAGUAUGUUAGUACAUAUUAUCCGACCUGA